Parasteatoda tepidariorum (common house spider) is the source of this 1154-nucleotide messenger RNA. RefSeq names its product mitochondrial S-adenosylmethionine carrier protein. NCBI's taxonomy places the organism in Eukaryota, Metazoa, Arthropoda, Arachnida, Araneae, Theridiidae. Gene Ontology annotation, biological process: transmembrane transport. The record is from RefSeq and is a predicted model, not a curated record.
UGGAAAUAUUAGCCUUGUUUACAAACAUUUACUUUUGUUUUCGGCAGAAUACGAAGAUGUGAUGAAACAUGCUAUAAUUUUUUUAAUAAAAAUUAUUAUGCUUUUCUUUCUUUUCCCCCCUUCAAAAUAUUGAAGUUUUCAGCAAAAUGCAAACCAAAAAACAGAGACAUCCUUUUGUUUCUACAUUAAUGGCUGGAGCAGUGGCCGGUUUAUCUGUAGAUUUAUCACUUUAUCCUCUAGACACAAUUAAAACGCGCCUACAGAGCUCUAAUGGUUUUUGGAAGUCUGGUGGUUUUCGUGGCAUUUAUGCAGGAAUCGGCUCAGUUGCUGUUGGAUCUUCACCAGGAUCUGCUGUUUUCUUUUGUACCUAUGAUGCCAUGAAAUGUUUAUGUCAUCAUUUAGGAGCAAGUAGUAAGAAUAGUUUUGUGCAUAUGUUUGCUGCCUCUUGUGGUGAAGUGGCAUCUUGCAUUGUGCGUGUCCCCACUGAAGUUGUGAAGCAGCGAUCUCAAAUUAACUUAAAUCUCUCAAGCUGGGCUAUUUUGAAAGCUACUUUAAAAUCUGAAGGAAUUAAAGGACUAUAUAGAGGCUACUCUAGUACUGUGUUCAGAGAAAUUCCCUUUUCACUCAUUCAGUUUCCCAUAUGGGAAAAACUUAAAGUUGAAUGGUCAGCAAGACAAAAAUAUCCUGUUAAACCAUGGCAAUCUUCCUUUUGUGGUGCCAUUGCUGGCUCUGUAGCAGCAGCCAUGACCACACCAUUAGAUGUUGUUAAGACAAGAAUAAUGCUUGCCAAAAAAGGUACCCAUACAGCUAAAGGCAGUAUAAUUUUGGUAAUGCAGGAUGUAUGGGUUGAAAGUGGAAUUCGUGGAUUAUUCUCUGGAAUAUGCCCUCGAGUAUUGUGGAUUUCUAUUGGAGGAGCAGUAUUCUUUGGUGCUUAUGAAAAGUCAAAAGAAAUAUUCUCAUCUUUAUGAUAGUCAAUGACUAUUAGGUUUCCUAUGAAUUAUAACAUAUGUGAUCAAAGAAAAGAAUAGUUACUUUGUGGUGUUAUCAAAUAUUAUGGAAAGUUUAGACAAUGUCAUGAAAUGUAUACAUAGUUAAAUAAUUUAUCAUAUUGUUCAAUCAUUUUAGGUGACAAAUAAAAUUUUUUAUUAUUCAUA